Hylaeus anthracinus is the source of this 945-nucleotide messenger RNA. RefSeq lists its product as uncharacterized. The transcript is spliced from 4 exons. Gene Ontology annotation, cellular component: membrane. The record is from RefSeq and is a predicted model, not a curated record. NCBI's taxonomy places the organism in Eukaryota, Metazoa, Arthropoda, Insecta, Hymenoptera, Colletidae. Gene Ontology annotation, molecular function: odorant binding; olfactory receptor activity. Gene Ontology annotation, biological process: sensory perception of smell. The coding region runs from base 85 to 723 and encodes 212 amino acids.
GAAAACGUUGCUUUUUGAGGUUGGGAGUGGAGCCAAAGGUUGAUAGACACCUUGGUGUCAGUUGAGUUAAAACCACUGAAAACGAUGGAUGAAUUAAAGGCGUAUUACAAGUUGAGCAUAUUUCUCAUGUCGAUGAUUGGCCUCUGGCCGUACCAGAACGCGAAACUUCGACUAUUCCAAGUUUGCUUUAUCAAUAUCUCGAACGGAUAUUUUUUUAUAGUUCAGGUAAUGAUAUUCAAAACCAUGAAGUUUACGAUAAAUCUUCUAUUGAAGAAUCUGUCGACGUUGCUAAUGUUCCUGGGCUCUGUCGUAAAGUACAAUGCGUUUUGGUAUCACUCCAAUACAAUUAAGGACUUUAUGGAACGCACGAAACACGACUGGAGCACGAAACACGAAGACAUACUUAAAAUCUUAGAGACUCGGACCACUGCGGGAAAGUAUCAUGCGACGUGCUACGCUAUUUUUGUUCUGCCGUCGGCAUUGUUUGUCACUACAUGUCACAUAGCAUCUCUUAUUCUAAUCAAAGAGACUGAGAACGGGACUCGAACAAACUAUUUUCCAAUAAUGACGGAAUACAUGAUCGACGAGGAAAAGUACCUGUACCCCAUUGUAUUCCAUCAGAACUUAUCUUUGCUCAUAUGCGCAAGCGUAUUCAUGGGUACGGAAACAUUGUACAUUAUGUGGCUGCAUCACGCCGCCAGCCUGUUCGAAAUCUCUAGGUAAAGAGUUCUAAUUACUCUAUGGAAGUCUCACAAGCAAAGCACAUUAAUCAUCGCACUGUACAGAACCAUUGUUAUCCUAUCACUUUGCCAGAGUUCCUUUGGCAGCACAUUGUUUAUCUAGGCGUCACGGUUUUAUCAAACAGCAAUGUAUUCAUAUCGUGGAUAGUUCAUCCGUCAGUUAUGAAUUAUUCAUGAAUAGUCAGUGCAUCGUACGGUGUGUAAA